GGAGGACUAGGGAAGGGGAAGGAGCCACAGACAAGGAGGACACGGAGCAGGAUGGAGCUGUGGCUGCUUAUCCCGCUGCUCGCCUCUCUCCAGACUCUCCUUCCCCGGGUGAUACCUUCAGAGUUGCCUCCUCCUCCUCCCAACAUCUCGGUGACACCAGAGAAGCCCCAGUACCUCAUCGGUGACACCGUGUCCAUCGUCUGCACUGCUCCCGGGGGGACCGAGGGGAAGCUCCAGGGCUUCCGGAUCUCCGGCACGAGCGGUUGGAGCGUCGACGUCCGCACGUCACGGAGAUCCUUCACCUACACCUUCAACAUCACCGGCACCCACGACGGGGGGGCUCACACCUGCUCCUACACCCUCCUGCGCCCCUCCCGAGGCCCCGCCCACUCCCUGGAAAGCCAAUCCAUUGUCAUUGCCAUCAGAGCCCCUCCCCCUGCCCCCUGGCUGUCCCCAACCCCCCCGGGCGGUGUCACCGUGGAGGGGCAGCCCCUCGGCCUCGUCUGCACCGCCCCCCUCAGCCCUGCCCGACAACGCCGAUUCCACUUCUCCCGCGCCGGGUGGGAGGUUCUGGGGGUGAUCCCGGGAAUCCAGCAGAUCCCAGGUGAAGAGGAGGCGGAGCUGAGGGUGGAGAGGAGCGACCAGAGCCACAGCGGGAAUUACAGCUGCAGAUACGAGGAGUGGGAGGAGGAGGAGGGGAAGUGGAUCCUGUCGGAGCUGAGCGAGGAGGUGGCGGUCACGGUCAGAGAGCCAGCUCCUCCCCCUUCCCUUUGGGUGGAGCCUCCCUCGGGGGUGGUGGGGGAGGGGCAGUGGCUCCGCCUCCACUGCUCCUUUUCCCACCGGGAAUUCGGGAUUCGCUUCUGCUUCUUCCGGGAUGGGGCGGAGAUUCCCGUUGGGAAUGUCUCCGAGCUGCUGUUCCUGCAAUCCCGGCUGGAGCACUCCGGGAAUUUCAGCUGCCGGGUGGAGGAGGAGGUGGGCGGGACCUGGGUGAUGUCACCGCCCAGCCAGGGCCUGCAGGUGACAGUCAGAGCCCGCCCUUCCCAGCCUACCUUGCUCCUGGUCACACCCCCCGGCCACGCCCAGCUGCUGCUCACCUGCAUCGCCCCCUCCAGCCCCGCCCACAAUGACCAUGUCCCAUCCGGCCCCGCCCACUCUGGCCCCACCCAGCGGCGUUUCUACUUCUUCCACGGCGGCGUCCAGAGAUUGGUCGACACCACGGUGGGCAGCCAAUCACAGCUCAGCCUUGCCCUGGCCACGCCCCCCAGUGACACUGAGGCCACGACCCCCCAGGGGGCCUUCACCUGCCAGUACGAGGAGCAGUUGGGGGAGGGGUGGGUCCUGUCCCCUCCCAGCGACCCCCUGACCCUCCCCCCGCCUCCUGGCCGGCUCAGGCUCCUCCCAUUGGUCAUUGGCUGUGCCGUGGGCGGGGUUGGGAUUCUCCUCGCACUCCCAUUGGCUGUUUGGAUGUACCGGAGGAAGAGAGGGAGUUCCCGCUGGCGGGGUUUGAGCUCCGGUGGCGACUCCAGGACCCUCCCCAUGGGCGAUGUUGCCUGAGCCAGACCCCACCCACCAAGAUGGCCAAUGGCACCCCAGGAUGGCUAGCGUUGAGGCCACACCCCCAAGAUGGUUGCCAUUAAAGCCACGCCCUCCAUACCACUGGCAGUCAUUUUGGGGGGCGUGGCCAAUGUCAAGCUGAUAAACUUGAUGCUGUUUGGUUGACUCUGA
Molecule: messenger RNA, 1725 nt
Organism: Myiozetetes cayanensis
Lineage: Eukaryota; Metazoa; Chordata; Aves; Passeriformes; Tyrannidae
Product: titin-like
Exons: 8
Coding region: 52-1554 (500 amino acids)
Biological process (GO): cell surface receptor signaling pathway
Molecular function (GO): transmembrane signaling receptor activity
Source: RefSeq, a predicted model, not a curated record